Molecule: messenger RNA, 2182 nt
Organism: Tribolium castaneum (red flour beetle)
Lineage: Eukaryota; Metazoa; Arthropoda; Insecta; Coleoptera; Tenebrionidae
Product: heparan-alpha-glucosaminide N-acetyltransferase
Exons: 7
Coding region: 301-2001 (566 amino acids)
Source: RefSeq, a predicted model, not a curated record
GCGGCACUGCCUGACUCAACUGUCAGAUAAAUAACAAGGUUACAUUUGUCAAUUCUCAUUAAAAUCCAAAACAAGGCGAAGUGAAUUGUGUUAUCCUGUUUGUUUUUGUGUGCACUAAUAACCGUUGCAUCGCCUGUUAUUAAAAAUCACCAGUGAUCAGCAAUUCCCAACCCGUGUGAUAAGACAAAAAAUUUUAAGCAGCAGCGAUAUCACAUCCUGAAAUGGGCAAUCAAGUCGAAGCGUAGUCUCCGUGAGUCACAUUCUUGGCACGCUAAGCUUUCCAUUGGUGUAAACAACAAAAUGCUGUUCAAAAAUAGUAAUAAAUGCCUGUCCUCAAGCCCCAACCUGAUCUUCGAUGAGGCUUGCAUCGACAUUACUAAUCUCCUGAACGAGACAGCCUCGGUUUUGGGGCAGUAUUCGGAGUGCCACAACUGUGAUUUUCAAAAUUUAACCACGCUCGAGCCGCAUAAAAAUACUUCGAUUGUUGUAAACACGCGAUAUCCCCUUGAGCUGUUCUUUGUUGCCGAUGCCAAAAAGCAGUGCAGCGUUAAGAAGCUGUUAUAUGAGCAUUAUCGCUACGGGUGGAAUAUUACAGAGAAGUGUUCGAAUUUGUAUAUUAAGGAGCCCGCAGAUAGCGCCUACUUGCCGAUUCUCACGGCUUUUAUAGUGCUUUUUUGCUUCGGUACGCUAUGGUACAUGGUCAAGUGUAUUUACAAAAAUUCCGGGCGCUUGAGAGGACUCGUUUCGUGGAAUGCAGAAAUCGAAAGCGACUUGGGUGGGUCAUCGGCGGGGACUCCCCUGGUCAUCGAACGAACGCCAUCUAUCCGAAAACACCCGCACCGUAUCAAGUCCAUUGAUGUUUUCCGCGGCUUUUGCAUCAUGAUCAUGAUUUUCGUGAAUUACGGCGGGGGGAAGUACUGGUUUUUCAGCCAUUCUGUGUGGAAUGGCCUAACAGUCGCAGACUUGGUAUUCCCCUGGUUUUUGUGGCUGAUGGGUGUCUCGUUUGCCGUUUCGUUGCAAGCGAAAUUGAGGCGGGCGGUGCCUAGGCGCCAGCUAGUCAUAGGUGUGAUGCGACGUUCGUUCAUUUUAAUUCUGCUGGGGAUUAUUAUAAAUUCGAACCAAAACUUGCAAACCAUCGGCUCUUUGCGAUUCCCGGGCGUGUUGCAGCGAAUUGGCGUCUGUUAUUUCAUCGUCGGAAUGUUGGAAAUUAUUUUCACAAAACGGUCGGAAGUUGAGAGCGUCUCCUGCAUUUAUGACGUGGCAGUGGCAUGGCCCCAGUGGCUUUGUGUCACCGUUCUUGUGGUGAUACACACUUGUGUCACGUUUUUGGGGGAUGUGCCAGGCUGUGGGAGGGGCUAUUUGGGGCCCGGGGGGCUCGAUGACAACGGGAGGUUUUACAACUGCACGGGGGGCGUUGCUGGAUACAUCGAUCGGCAAGUUUUUGGCGAACAUAUGCACAAGAAUCCCGUGUGUAAAAAAUUGUACGAAAUUGAUGUUUACUUCGACCCUGAAGGAAUACUUGGAACGCUAACUUCCGUCUUGACUGUUUAUUUCGGGGUGCAGGCAGGCCGCACACUCAACACCUAUCAAAACGUGAAGGCUAAGGUGAUUCGUUGGGUGGUUUGGGGCUCACUUGCGGGCUUGCUUGGUGGAGCGCUUUGCGAGUUCAAGCAAAACGACGGCUUGAUUCCCCUAAACAAACAGCUGUGGUCGCUGUCUUUCGCGUUGGUUUUGUCCGGGAUGGCGUUCAUUAUUCAGGCGUUUUUGUUUGUUCUUGUGGAUAUUCUAAGGAAAUGGGGAGGAAGGCCGUUCUUUUAUCCAGGGAUGAAUUCGUUGUUUUUGUAUGUGGGACAUGAAUUGUUUAAGGAUACUUUUCCAUUCGCUUGGACUCCCACGAGUGAGACGCAUGGAGCUUAUUUAUUGAUGAAUCUUUGGGGAACCGCAGUCUGGGUUGCCAUUGCUAUUUUCUUGUAUAAACGUAACGUAUUUUUUGCACUUUAAGUCGAGUUUUUACUAGUGAUAUUGUAACAUUUAACUUGAUCAAUAAUUAUUAUCUUAUGACUGAUUUCAAAUUUCCUAAAAUUAUUAGUGAGUGAAUUUUUAUUUUAGUAAUGUAAGGGUUUCUCGUUUUUAUUCAUUAUAGAGUUCGUGAUUCAUGAGAAUAUAUAGUUUAUUUAAAUUA